Messenger RNA from Diplodia corticola, 2073 nucleotides. RefSeq names its product glucose-methanol-choline oxidoreductase. Gene Ontology annotation, molecular function: flavin adenine dinucleotide binding; oxidoreductase activity, acting on CH-OH group of donors. The record is from RefSeq and is a predicted model, not a curated record. Bases 1 to 2073 code for a protein of 690 amino acids. NCBI's taxonomy places the organism in Eukaryota, Fungi, Ascomycota, Dothideomycetes, Botryosphaeriales, Botryosphaeriaceae. The transcript has a single exon.
AUGCUGCAAGCGCGAGGCCUGAGGAGCCUGUUCCUGCUCGGAUCCGCACUGCUGGCAGCUGCUGUGUACGGCGUCACUCGCUAUAGUCUGGCAUCUCUAUAUUCCGAACUUGCUGACACCCCAUCCAGACAACACACUUCCCGCCAGGAUGCCAACAUCACGCUUCUGGACGACUACGAAUACGUCGUCAUCGGCUCUGGGCCCGGCGGUGGUCCGCUAGCAGCGCGGCUGGCCAUGGCCGGCUACAAGACGCUGCUGAUCGAGGCGGGUGACGACCAGGGAGAGGACCUGAAGGAACGCGUGCCGGCCUUCCACGCUCAGUCGAGCGAGUACGAGCCGAUGCGAUGGGACUUCUGGGUGCGCCACUACGACGACGACGCGAGACAGGCCCGCGACAGCAAGUGCACGUACGACACGCCCGACGGCGGCCUGUACGCCGGCCUGGAUCCGCCCGAGGGCUCGACCAUGAAGGGCAUCCUGUACCCUCGCGCGGGCACUCUGGGCGGCUGCGGCUCGCACAACGCCAUGGUCACCAUCUACCCCCACGAGCAGGACUGGGAGUAUCUGGUCAACCUCACGGGCGACGACUCGUGGAGCGCGGCCAACAUGCGCAAGUACUUCGAGCGCCUGGAGAACGCCGAGUACCUCCUCGGCAACAACCUGGUCGGCCACGGCGUCGGCGGCUGGCUCACGACGGGCACGACCGACCUGACGCUGGUGCUCGAGGACGCGAAGCUGCUGCAGAUGGUCGUCGCCGCCGCCACGGCGCUGGGCCGCAACGUCAUCGAAAGCCUGCUCACCACCGUCACCGGCCUGGCCAGCCUCCUGCUGCUCGACAUCAACCUCCCGGGCAAGGCGCGCGACCAAAACACUGACCUGUACCAGAUCCCGCUCGCCAUCAAGGACUACGCCCGCAACGGGCCGCGCGACUUCGUCCUGUCGGUCGCCAACUCGGGCCAGUACCCCCUGGACAUCCGCACCCACUGCUUCGCCACCAAGAUCCGCUUCUCCAACGACACCACCACCACCGGCCAGCCCCGCGCCGUCGGCGUCGACUUCCUCGACGGCAAGUCCCUCUACCGCGCCGACCCGCGCGCCUCCCCCUCGGGCCAGCAACCCGCCAACGCCGUCCCCGGCCGCGUCAACGCCACGCGCGAAGUCAUCGUCUCGGGCGGCGUCUUCAACACGCCCCAGCUCCUCAAGCUCAGCGGCGUCGGCCCAUCCGCCGAGCUCGCCGCGCACGCCAUCCCGCUCGUCGCCGACCUCCCCGGCGUCGGCACCAACCUGCAAGACCGCUACGAGAUCGGCACCACCGCCACCUUCUCAAGCAACUUCACCGUCCUCGAGGACUGCACCUGGGGCCAGCCCGGCGACCCCUGCCUCGCGCGCUGGCAAGACAACCUCGCCUUCAAAGGCCUCUACGGCUCCUCCGGCCUCGCCCUCUCCGCGGUCCUCAAAUCAUCCAGCGCCGCGAGCUCCUCCGACCCAGCGGACCUGAUCCUGCUCGGCGUCCCCGUCAACUUCAAGGGCUACUUCCGCGCCUACUCCAACUACACCGUCGCCGACGCCCACCACUGGACCUGGCUGACGCUCAAGGCGCACACGCGCAACCGCGGCGGCACCGUCCUGCUGCGCUCCGCCGACCCGCUCGACACGCCCCUCGUCUCCUUCCACUCCUUCGACGAAGGCGGGGACGCCGCGGGGGCGGAGUUGGACCUGCAAGCCGCGUACGAAGGCGUCGAGUUCUCGCGCAAGAUCUACGACGCCCUCACGCCGCUGGCCGGCGAAUGGGAGCCCGUGAGGCCGCCGCCGGGGGAGGAGGCGACGAAGCAGUUCAUCAUGGAUGAGGCGUGGGGACACCAUGCGAGUUGUACGGCGCCGAUUGGCGCCGACGACGACCCGAUGGCGGUGCUGGAUGGCGAUUUUAGGGUUAGGGGCGUGGAGGGGUUGAGGGUCGUGGAUGCGAGCGCGAUGCCGAGGAUUCAUGGGUUUUUUAUUGCGAGCUCCGUGUAUAUGUUUAGCGAGAAGGCGGCGGAUGUUGUUAUUGCGGAUGCGGAGAAGAUGAAGGCGUGA